This is a messenger RNA of Eurypyga helias (sunbittern), 1107 nucleotides long. It is a transcript of the gene LRFN5, whose product is annotated as leucine rich repeat and fibronectin type III domain containing 5. The transcript has a single exon. Lineage: Eukaryota; Metazoa; Chordata; Aves; Eurypygiformes; Eurypygidae. Gene Ontology annotation, molecular function: protein binding. The record is from RefSeq and is a predicted model, not a curated record. The annotation marks the transcript as partial.
AUGGAAAAACUGCUUUUGUUUCUGCUGUUCAUUGGCGUAGCGGUGAGAGCUCAGAUCUGCCCCAAGCGCUGUGUCUGUCAGAUUUUGUCUCCGAACCUUGCCACCCUUUGUGCCAAGAAAGGGCUUUUAUUUGUUCCUCCCAACAUUGACAGGAGGACGGUGGAGCUGCGGCUGGCAGACAACUUCGUUACAAACAUCAAGAGGAAAGACUUUGCCAACAUGACCAGCCUGGUGGACCUGACGCUCUCCAGGAAUACAAUCAGUUUUAUCACACCUCACGCGUUUGCCGACUUGCGCAAUUUGCGGGCUUUGCAUUUGAAUAGCAACCGGUUGACUAAGAUCACCAACGACAUGUUCAGUGGACUCUCCAAUCUUCACCACUUGAUACUUAACAACAACCAGCUGACUUUGAUUUCCUCCACAGCUUUUGACGAUGUUUUAGCUCUCGAGGAAUUGGAUUUGUCUUACAACAAUCUGGAGACCAUCCCCUGGGAUGCGGUGGAGAAGAUGGUUAGUUUGCACACGCUCAGUCUAGACCACAACAUGAUUGACCAUAUUCCUAAGGGGACCUUCUCCCACCUCCACAAGAUGACCAGGUUGGACGUCACGUCUAACAAACUGCAGAAGCUACCGCCUGACCCUCUCUUCCAGCGAGCUCAGGUGCUGGCAACCUCAGGAAUUAUCAGCCCCUCGACUUUUGCGCUGAGCUUCGGGGGGAACCCGUUGCAUUGCAACUGUGAGCUCCUGUGGCUGAGGCGCCUGUCGAGGGAAGACGACCUGGAGACCUGUGCUUCUCCCACGCUCUUGUCCGGCCGGUACUUCUGGUCGAUCCCUGAGGAGGAGUUCCUGUGUGAGCCCCCGCUCAUCACCCGGCACACCCAUGAGCUGCGGGUGCUGGAGGGCCAGCGGGCAGCACUGCGCUGUAAGGCCCGGGGGGACCCCGAACCAGCAAUUCAUUGGAUUUCACCCGAGGGCAAACUGAUUUCAAACGCAACGAGGUCCACGGUGUACGACAACGGGACGCUCGACAUCCUUAUAACGACGGUGAAGGAUACGGGCUCCUUCACCUGCAUUGCUUCCAAUCCGGCUGGGGAGGCCACGCAGACG